Pseudo-nitzschia multistriata is the source of this 1739-nucleotide messenger RNA. NCBI's taxonomy places the organism in Eukaryota, Bacillariophyta, Bacillariophyceae, Bacillariales, Bacillariaceae. The record is from the annotation of a GenBank genome assembly.
AUGAAAAGUUUUUUUCUUCGAGAAUCAGACAAGUUUGAAACUCCUGCACCACCACCACCACAACUGACGAUGGUUGAAUCAGCCGCCAACCAUACGAUGCGCCUUUUGCAUUCUAUCGGACCAACCGUGAAAUAGGUUGACAAACAAAAUGGUAUCGUCGUUGAGGCCAUCACCAGAUACGGAACCGCCAUCCGCAGCCAGCAAGAACAAACUAACGAUAUUGGAUCGCAGCGUCAGKCCCGUACUCGAGAAUCCUGAUGAGACGGCGUCCAGGCAAGCCGGGGUCGAUCCAUACACCGAACGACUGCAUAGAUUCCAUGGUACCUCCGUCGUAUUCGAAUGUUGCCGCGGAUUGUCGCUCCAGCCCUCCACCUUCGCGACGGCGUGUACCAUAUUCCACAGGUUUUGUCACGCAACCUCGCUGACCGAAUACGACGUCUGGAGCGUCGCCAUGGCCAGUACCCUCCUGGCAACGAAAGUCGAAGACGAACCCAAGAGUCUCAAACAGUUUAUUGAGGAGCAUGCGAAAAUCUAUGCCCGGCGACUUGUUCUGGCUGAUUUGUCGCGGCAGCAAAGUGGUAACAACAGUAGCAACAGUGAAAAGACUCUAGAAGAUCUUGUGCAAGCGACGCCCCAGUUGGCCUUUCUCCGGAGCCCCAUAGAAAAAUGGAGGAAGGCUGAAGACAGGCGACGCGUUUGCGAUACUCGCCUCCCCCAACAACUCAACAAAUUCGGACCCGUCUACAAGGAAUGGUACGAACAAAUCACGAAAAUGGAAUCGAUUCUGCUGCGACAAUUGGGCUUCACGUUCCACUGGAUCUCCGACUCGCAUCCGCACAAAUUUAUUCUGAAUUUUUGCCAGGCACUGGAACUACACGAUGCGAAGGUAUGUUGCGUGCGUUUGCUGGGCUGUGCAUUAUCAUGGAGAAAAUUUGUCGGCAAAAACCUUUCGCGAUAACACUGGUUUCACCAAACGAUCUGUUGUAACGCUUUUCCGUGAACUGAUUGAAUUUCUGAUGCACUCACUCUCCUUGAUAUCUACGCACAUGUAAUCCCCGCAUCUUUUUCUAUCCAGUUUGCACAACGAGCUUGGGACUACUGCAACGAUUCUUGUCGGCUCGAUCUCUCGUUGCGCUACCUUCCAGAAAUUAUCGUAAGUCGUCUUUGUCCCUCGCCGUUUAUUUAAGUUGCUGCUGAUUGUUUGAAUUCUCGGUUCUUCUCCUAGACGUGACAAUUCACGCCGUGUGCCGUUCUGUGUCGUUUUUUAUCGCACAGGCCAGCAGCUCGAUUUUGCUGGCGGCUCGGGAUUUCGAUGCUGCGCUGCCAGUCGAGCCACGUCCUUGGUGGGAAGUCUUCGUAGGAAGUGAGACUGAGAAAGGACAGCAGGUGGUAGACGCAGCCAAUGCUAUCUUGGGGACCAGUGACUUGGGGACCAGCGAUUUGCGAUCGGGAACAGGAAAAGACCGGGGGGUAUCUAACGAAGGAGAAGACGACGAUGACACAAAAUAUCGUGUAAGCAUGCUAGCCGCGUCCAAGGGCUUCCUCCGUUCCUUGGUCAAUACGAGUUYUAAUGGUGAUGCCGAGACGAGCUUCAAUGAUCCAGACAGCUUUCUUUGGUUUUGUCAGAAAGAGAUUUUUGAAAAAGAAAUGAAAAACAAUGAAUGAUCUGUUUUUAAUUUGCUUCGUGCAAAAGAAGAUGUUUGGUGAUUUGUCUUUAUGAAUAAAUUACUGUGGCACCU